CAGACGCCCGCUGCUUACUGCCCGGAGCUGACCGUCCCAGCACGCUCGCCGCCGCUGCCGGCACGACAGACCAGCUUUGCUUACCUUGUUGCUCUGGAAGUCAUGACCCUAGGAAGAGAAUUUCAAAUAUGAAAGCCCCAAGUUCAUCCAUGAGCUCGGAUUUCCCACAUUACAACUUCAGGAUGCCUAAUAUUGGAUUCCAGAACCUGCCACUCAACAUAUAUAUUGUGGUUUUCGGCACUGCUAUAUUUGUCUUCAUCCUUAGUUUACUCUUCUGUUGCUACUUGAUUAGGCUAAGACAUCAAGCACACAAAGAAUUUUAUGCCUACAAACAGGUUAUAUUAAAAGAAAAAGUAAAAGAACUGAAUUUGCAUGAGCUCUGUGCAGUGUGUCUAGAAGACUUCAAGCCUCGAGAUGAGUUGGGGAUUUGUCCAUGUAAGCAUGCCUUCCACAGAAAGUGCCUUAUUAAAUGGCUGGAAGUUCGCAAAGUAUGUCCACUGUGCAACAUGCCAGUUCUGCAGCUGGCCCAGUUGCACAGUAAGCAGGACCGUGGACCCCUACAGGGACCCCUCCCCGGGGCAGAGAACAUUGUAUAGCUCACCACAGGAUCAAACUGUUGCAGGAUCUGGGAGGAGCAGAGCUGGGAGGAACACAAGUGGUCUCUAUGUUGGCUGCUCUCACGAGAGCACCAGCUGCUGCUUCCUUGUCUCAUGAAGAACCCUCAGGCCAGCGAGGCUGGGAACCCAGACUUCUGCAUCUUGUGACAACCAAAGUACUCUGACACUACCCCGUGCCAAGAGGAAUGGAUGAACCUGCAAUUUGGUUCAAGAAACCUCAUGAGGAUCUCUUGCUAACUCCAUUACAUUCUGUCUCCCAGACACUCAUCUCCAUGCCAAGAUGAAUCUUUAUCAACCAGAAGGGAAGAUAAACCCAAGUGUUACAGAAAGGAACUGAAGGCAGGUCUUUAAAGCCCCUACCCUCCCCCCACACACACACCCUGGGAACACAUGAGCUUCUCUGCAGACCCUGCACACCUCUGCAGCAGCAAACCCUCCCAGCAGCCUCUAAGCCAAGUGAAAACAGCGGUUACCUCAGCCCAAGCACAGCUGGUUGCAAUGCCAGAGGCAGUGCCAACAAGGCUAUUCACAUUGUGUUCCUUUGAUAAGGCCAUCUUGGAAACCCAGGGGCUUGGUUACAACACAGCAGGAGUACCUGCCACCACGGAUUCUUCCUCAAGUUCACAUUGCUUAUCAAAUCAUCUGAGCUAAAAACAGUAGAUGUGCUUGGAAAGGUCUGGUCAAAAGCCAUUUCCUCUUAUUUCCCCUCCUACUCACCAGUGAGGCACAGUCAAGCCACCAUCAGGAGCCCCAGCACGGGGCGGGUCUCUGAGCCCACGCUGUCCCUGUAUGACCCGAGGGCCCCAGGGUGCUGCCCACAUCCCCACAUAUACAAUGUGGCUCCAGUGUAGCUGCUAGUCUUGGCCCACUGCCCCAGUAGGAAGCUGCUGUGAGCCUUUCACACGGCUCCGGAAAGGAGCAUCUCUCUGAUAAUGGGCCAGUCCUCCUGGCCUUGCUGAGCUGAGGAGGAUGCUAACCCCUUGCCUCUCCCUGUCCUGCCCUCUGUUCUCUUCCCUCCCUUCCCUUCCCUGUCUCUAUUUCUUCUCAAGAGAAGAUGCCUGUCGUUGACAUCUUAACUAUUUAAAGCAUCCCGAAUAAGAUCCCUAUGUAAUUCUGAAGCCAGGGAGGCACCUGCAAUUGUAAAUAGUUUCGGGAAGCUCCUGCAGGGCUAUUCAUCAUUGGCGUGUGCCUCAGUAUUCAGACUUAACGAUAACUAGUUGAGAGUGUCGUUACAGGAGAAAAACCACAUGCUGCUCUUUGGUUCUUUGUCCUACUUUUCUAGAAAUGACUCAGAGUCCAGCAGGAUUCAUGACUACUUUAUAAGUUCACUAUGUGAAGCAGCAUUGGGUCAGACAGCAAGUUCUCUUCCACAGCCCUGCUCUCCACCUCCUUCCAGAUUAGGGGUGGCCUCCUCAACAGCACUGCUUCUGCUCCACCCCACAGGUGUGAUUAGGGGCAGCUUCUCAUGGGAAAUGCAGCGUUUAUGACACGGAGCGGGGCUGGAGGAAACUUUGCUACUCCAUUCAGGGAGUGUCUCCAGGAAUAUUUUUGGA
Budorcas taxicolor (takin) is the source of this 2170-nucleotide messenger RNA. It is a transcript of the gene RNF24, whose product is annotated as ring finger protein 24. The coding region runs from base 129 to 596 and encodes 155 amino acids. Gene Ontology annotation, molecular function: zinc ion binding; ubiquitin protein ligase activity. The transcript is spliced from 7 exons. The record is from RefSeq and is a predicted model, not a curated record. Gene Ontology annotation, cellular component: endomembrane system. NCBI's taxonomy places the organism in Eukaryota, Metazoa, Chordata, Mammalia, Artiodactyla, Bovidae.